AUGGAAACUACUAGUAGCACAAUGGGCUGCACGUACAUGAAGAAAUAUUUGAAGGACAGAUCGCCGGUUUCAGAAAAAAAGUUCACGGGCGGCCUUGGUGCAAUUCUCAUUUCAAACUCCGCAUAUGCAGUGACGCCCGUCAACGCCGUUAACGCCCGUCACUCAACGGAAACAGACGGCCUUUCCCCACGGUACGGUGACGGUGCCCGUCUGACGGACCCGUCUAUCCGUCUAAGACGGACACGGUGCAAAUUAGGUAUUUGCAAUGCAUCUGAACUUCUUUCAUGCACCCUUCGCAAUACUGCAAUUUACUCCAUGCCUCCUACCAAUUUCCAGCCCAUCUUCUCAUUACAAACUCAAAGAGAUGGAGUUGAAUCAUCCCAACCUUCCCUGAAACGAAAAAUCACAGAUACUGAAGAGGGUGACAUUGACAAGGAAAAAGAAGAAGAGACUCAGACUGUGCAAGGCGCCGAGCGCAUUGAAAUCUGCGCUGCCGAUCAUGAACGUGAGCCAUUUCCUGGGUCCCAUGGGGGUGAAUGUGCCCUCACCGAAGAAGGCCGAGCACAACUAGAAGGCAUCAUCGCACACCACCAGCGGAUUGUCGUCGAAAUCGAAGCUGAGGCAGCUAUAGCUUUGGAGGCGUUGAAAACUCUGACGAAGCAGCAAAACGAGGCACACGCAUGGUUGGCUUCCUUGAGCACCACUGUCGACAAAGGUUCGCUGCCCCAAGUCAUAAAACAUGAAGAGGCUCUUCUUGGAGAUAUUGAUGAACGGAUGAUGAAUGUAGAAGGCGAACUCCAUUGUCUAGGUGGAUUGGAGCACGAGGACGUCACAUAUCCUGGUAACAAUCCACUUCCUGAACCUUCCGAUGAUGUCAAACAUGGAAUCGAGCAAAACCGACGAGAACUGCGGCGGCUUUUGGAUGAUUAUCAAAAUGUCUCAAAGAAGUUGGCCCUCCGGGGCCAACUCUCGCCGAUACGCAAGGUUCCUCCAGAGAUCAUUCGUCUCAUAUUCCUCUUUUGGGACGCCGACAGGCCUCGCCGUCGAACAGCAACUUAUGUGUCUCCGAAUGUUCUUACCAGCGUUUGUAUCGCCUGGAAGAACAUCGCAAUGGGCACACCCGAUAGUCACGCUGGGAUCGACUACACUCUUCCCACCAUACUUACCACCGAAUCAGAAUCUGAGGAUCCAAUUGAUUCAGUAGUUUCGUCCAUGUUUGAGGUCUUCAUCCCCCAUCACGCCCGAUGGCAGAAAGUCCGUAUACGAUAUGAACUAUAUUUGGAGAAAAGUUACUGGUUGGAACAAGACGACGUGGAUCGCAUCACAUCCACGAUGAUAUCCGCACCAUGGCUUCAUUCCGUCAGUUGGCUGAGCCAGAAACCGUUCACGACGCUCACCUUCCCCUGGGCGCAGCUCACGCACUUUUGGCUGGGUCACAUCAUUUCGAUGACUGAGGGUCUCCGCAUCAUCACAUCAUGCCCUCAGCUCACAUCUCUAGAGCUAACGCUCAUUCUUCCCGUCCAAGUAGCUAUCACAAACGGCUCUGGCUCAAUUGUUCAUAAGAAUCUACAACGCCUCCAUCUAAGCACGGCAGGCGACCUCGGAAUUCUCUUUGACAAGCUCACGCUACCAGCUUUGAAUGAUCUCUCGCUCUCUGAGGUCCACGGGUCCAGUACAAAGAUGGAGAGCCAGUACCGACAUCCUUCACCCACCGGAGCGAACCUAUACACAUCCCUAUUCUUCGUAAUCGAGACAUCUAGAACCGUCGCAACACUACAGCCCUCACCAAUCACAGGAAGCGACUUGUGA
Molecule: messenger RNA, 1809 nt
Organism: Laccaria bicolor S238N-H82
Lineage: Eukaryota; Fungi; Basidiomycota; Agaricomycetes; Agaricales; Hydnangiaceae
Exons: 11
Coding region: 1-1809 (602 amino acids)
Source: RefSeq, a predicted model, not a curated record